This is a messenger RNA of Cladophialophora psammophila CBS 110553, 210 nucleotides long. RefSeq lists its product as uncharacterized. Lineage: Eukaryota; Fungi; Ascomycota; Eurotiomycetes; Chaetothyriales; Herpotrichiellaceae. The coding region runs from base 1 to 210 and encodes 69 amino acids. The record is from RefSeq and is a predicted model, not a curated record. The transcript has a single exon.
AUGGCCAGUUUCGGGUUGAUCUACUAUGACCAUCAUGCCAUUGUUCAAGAGAAGUUCGGCUUCACAGAGCCCGAGGGGGGAAUAGCUGUGUUACGACCAGAUGGCUAUCUCGGUUUUGCCACUUCCUUGGAUCGAGGUCCCGAAGUCGAUGCCUACUUCCGUCAAUUUGUUGCUGGCGAAAGUCAACCCGCACCGCUUUCUGAGCCUUGA